Molecule: messenger RNA, 931 nt
Organism: Brassica oleracea var. oleracea
Lineage: Eukaryota; Viridiplantae; Streptophyta; Magnoliopsida; Brassicales; Brassicaceae
Product: GDSL esterase/lipase At5g62930
Exons: 5
Coding region: 77-805 (242 amino acids)
Molecular function (GO): hydrolase activity, acting on ester bonds
Source: RefSeq, a predicted model, not a curated record
CCGAACCCGGGAAAUUCACACUACAUUGCGUCAACGGUUACUCAGUAAACCGGGGGAGGUUACGGAAACGGAGAAGAUGAGGCCGCAGAUAGUUUUGUUCGGCGAUUCAAUAACGGCGCAGUCGUUCAGAUCCGGGGGAUGGGGAUCUGCUCUCACCGACGCGUACUCUCGCAAAGCUGAUGUGGUGGUGCGUGGCUAUGGAGGCUACAACACCAGAUGGGCUCUCUUCUUGCUUCAUCACAUUUUCCCUCUCGGAUCUUUGACUCCACCUGUUGCUACGACCAUAUUCUUUGGUGCAAACGAUGCAGCUCUCAAAGGAAGGACCAGUGAUAGGCAACAUGUGCCAGUGGAAGAGUACAAGGACAACAUCAGAACAAUGGUUCAGCAUCUCAAGAAAUGUUCACCUACCAUGCUAAUUGUGCUCGUCACUCCACCACCAAUUGAUGAAUCUGGACGCCAAAGCUAUGCAGAAUCAAUCUAUGGUGAGAAAGCUAUGACAGAGCCUGAGAGAACAAACGAAACCACAGGAAUCUACGCACAACAUUGUGUUGCGUUAGCCGAGGAACUCGGUCUGCGGUCUGUCAACCUUUGGUCCAAAAUGCAGGAAACCAAUGAUUGGCAGAGAAAAUACCUAAGUGAUGGACUCCAUCUCACGCCUGAAGGCAAUGGUGUAGUUUAUGAAGAAGUUUCAAGAGUGUUUAGAGAAGCUUGGCUCUCUCCUGAUGAAAUGCCGUUCGAUUUCCCUCACCAUUCUCAGAUCGAUGGUGAAAACCCAUCCAAAGCUUUCCAAGAGCGUUGCUUAUAAGGAUUUGAUCGAUUGCAGCUUUCUUUCUUUGAGUUUGUAUGCGAUGUUUUAUUACCGACACAUUUAUGACUCUCUGUUUCAAAAUAUCCACAUUUCAGAAAAAAAUUGUUUGAAAAAUAUCAUUAA